Molecule: messenger RNA, 1011 nt
Organism: Talaromyces atroroseus
Lineage: Eukaryota; Fungi; Ascomycota; Eurotiomycetes; Eurotiales; Trichocomaceae
Exons: 2
Coding region: 1-1011 (336 amino acids)
Molecular function (GO): dioxygenase activity
Source: RefSeq, a predicted model, not a curated record
AUGGCUACAGUCGGUAUUCCAAUUAUUGACCUGGAACCUGCCCGGAUGGGUGGCCCCGAAGAGGUCGCCAAAGUUGCGCAUGAAGUCUACCAGGCCUUCAAGUAUGUCGGCUUCGCCUACAUCAAAAACCACGGUGUGCCGCUGGAGCUCAUCGAUGAAGCUUUUGGAUGGAGCUCCAAGUUCUUCGCCCUCCCUCAAUCCGAUAAACAGAAAGCUCCGCACCCGGCAGAAGGCUGGUACCACCGCGGCUACUCAGGCAUCGGUCGAGAAAAGGUCGUGCAGAUGGUCUUUAACAAGGAGGGAAUCGCCGAAAAGCGCAAAGUCCCUGAUGUGAAAGAAUCCUUCGAGCUCGGAAAUGAGUCGGACGAGUACAUGCGCAAUAUCUGGAUCCCCGAGGAAGUGCUCCCUGGCUUCCGAGCGUUCUUCAACCAGUUCUAUCAGACAUGCUCGGGUGUCGAGACACUCAUGCUGAAGCUUAUAGCGAUUGGCAUGGGUUUGGAGGAGAGCUUUUUCCUGAAGUAUCAUCAAAGUCGCACGAACCAAUGUCGUCUGCUUCAUUACCCCCCAGUGGAGGAGGAGUUACUUCGAGGAGGCAAAGCAGAGCGGAUCGCGGCGCAUACAGAUUUCGGAACAAUGACGAUUCUCUUCCAGGACGAAGUUGGCGGCCUUGAAGUCGAGGAUAUACGUGAGAAGGGCAAGUUUAACCCGGCUCCUUACGUUUCGGGCACGGCGGUGGUAAAUAUCGGCGACCUACUGAUGCGCUGGAGUAACGACGAGCUCAAGUCGACGCUGCAUCGGGUGAACGCGCCUCCGCUUGUUAACAAGGAAGACGAGGGUGAAAUAAAGGGACGCAUCACACGGCCACGAUAUUCGAUUCCCUAUUUUAUUAGUCCAGAUAGAGACAGUUUGAUUAAGUGCCUGCCGAACUGUCAUGGCCCGAAUCGGCCGAAGAAGUAUGAGGCUAUUACAAGUAGAGAUUAUAUUGCCAUGCGGAUGAAUGCAACGUACUAG